AUGCUGUCGAUCUUACGCAAAGCUCGUCUAAAGGACAAAGAAAUGCGGGUUCUCAUGCUAGGACUUGACAAUGCAGGCAAGACCACUAUUGUGAAAAGAAUCAUGGGAGAGGACGUCACAACGGUUAGCCCAACACUAGGGUUCAUUAUUAAGACUAUUGAUUUCAUGGGAUACAAAUUGAACAUCUGGGAUGUGGGAGGACAAAAAACGCUGCGGUCCUAUUGGAAGAAUUAUUUUGAAAAAACAGACACGUUAGUCUGGGUUGUAGAUGCAACUGAUCGUCCCCGGAUGGAGGAUUGUCGUGAAGAGCUAGCUGGGCUGUUGCUGGAAGAGCGAUUGAUGGGCGCCAGCCUGUUGGUGUUUUUGAACAAGACAGAUGUGGAACACUGUAUGAGUGAAGAAGAGGUUCGACAGGUACGUUAUCUUCUCAUAUUCCCGAAGUCUCCUGUUUCCUAUGAUUCCAGGCUCAUGAAUCUCCGUGGACAGCGUCUUGGGCUGGAUUUAAUCAAAACCCAUACUUGGACGAUUCUCCCAUGCAGUGCUAUGACGGGAAAGAACUUGAAUGAGGGAUUGGAUUGGGUGGUACAUGAUGCACAAGACCGAUUGUUCCUUUAUUAG
Molecule: messenger RNA, 618 nt
Organism: Penicillium longicatenatum
Lineage: Eukaryota; Fungi; Ascomycota; Eurotiomycetes; Eurotiales; Aspergillaceae
Exons: 5
Coding region: 1-618 (205 amino acids)
Biological process (GO): protein folding
Cellular component (GO): microtubule cytoskeleton; cytoplasm
Molecular function (GO): GTPase activity; GTP binding
Source: RefSeq, a predicted model, not a curated record